GAAUCAGUAUCGUUUUUUGAGCUGCCGAACCAAAAAUGCUUUCAAAAUCGCAGCUAUUACUGCUCGUUGUCGGGUUCUGCCUGAAUGCAGCCGUCUCGGCUGACGUGGACUGCAGCAAGCGGCCAUCGUUUGUCAAUCCCAAAACCUGUUGUCCAAUGCCGGACUUCGUGACCGCCGAGUUGAAGCAAAAGUGCAUCAAGUUUGACAUGACUCCGCCGCCGCCGCCGGAUGGGGAAGCAAGUGGAUCCUUUGAGAGCAAGCGUCGUCAUCAUCAUCCGCAUCCCCCACCAUGCUUCUUCUCCUGCAUCUUUAACGAGACUGGAAUCUAUCAAAACCGGAAACUGGAUGAGGCAAAGCUGAACGCCUACUUGCAGGAGGUCUUCGAGGACAGUUCUGAUCUGCAGACCACGGCCACCCAGGCCUUCACCACCUGUGCAACCAAAGUCGCGGAUUUCGAGGCCAAUUUACCUCCUCGUCCGGCUCCAUCUCCGCCACCCGGAUUCCCCAUGUGUCCUCACGAUGCUGGUCACCUCAUGGGCUGUGUGUUCCGCAAUAUGAUGAAGAAUUGCCCAGACUCAAUACGGAAUGAUUCCCAGCAGUGCACUGACAUGAAAGAGUUCUUCACCAAGUGCAAGCCACCUCGUGGUCCUCCUCCUUCCGCCGAAGAUAUGUAAGGCACCCAAGAAAAAUCCUAUUUGUCUGAAAACCCGCAAUGAAUUUACCUCUACCAAGCCGAACUUUUAAUAUCAUUCAAUUUAAGCCAAUAAACAUUUAAAGCUC
Drosophila melanogaster (fruit fly) is the source of this 780-nucleotide messenger RNA. It is a transcript of the gene Obp49a, whose product is annotated as Odorant-binding protein 49a. Gene Ontology annotation, cellular component: extracellular region. Bases 36 to 674 code for a protein of 212 amino acids. The record is from RefSeq and is marked reviewed. The transcript is spliced from 3 exons. NCBI's taxonomy places the organism in Eukaryota, Metazoa, Arthropoda, Insecta, Diptera, Drosophilidae. Gene Ontology annotation, molecular function: odorant binding.